Alternaria rosae is the source of this 1939-nucleotide messenger RNA. Its product is annotated as pre-mRNA-splicing factor spp2. NCBI's taxonomy places the organism in Eukaryota, Fungi, Ascomycota, Dothideomycetes, Pleosporales, Pleosporaceae. Gene Ontology annotation, cellular component: spliceosomal complex. The transcript has a single exon. The record is from RefSeq and is a predicted model, not a curated record. Gene Ontology annotation, biological process: mRNA splicing, via spliceosome. Gene Ontology annotation, molecular function: nucleic acid binding. Bases 413 to 1798 code for a protein of 461 amino acids.
GAAAUAAGUCAGAACAUGAUUACAUGCACAUUUGGUGAAACUAUGGGGCACAUAUUUGCAUCAGCGCUUAAGUUGCUCAGGUUCGAUUGUCAAAAGAUGCUGUCGCAACAACUCUUUCUGGAAGUACAAUCUGUACCUCCGGCAUUGCUUCUUGACAGGUGAAUUUGGGCAGGAGCUGAUCCCGUGUUGCUGGGGCCUAAUGCCAAGACUACAUCAUCGGUCGUCGCGCGAACUUUAGAUUUGUGAGUGAACAUUCCCUACGACAGCACAUUCACAAACACCACAGUGCCUCCACGCCUCUCGAUUCAGGGGCCGCAUCUAAAUUACCCAAACUCUACACAUCUUUCUCUAGCGAUUGCGAAACCACAAUACAAAGCAUCGCGCACGCGCCUCCACGCAGGAUUACUUCACCAUGGCCGCCCCCAAGCCGGGCGGCUUCAAGAUGUCGCUCGGGGCACUGAAGACGAAGCCAGGACUGAAAUCCUCUCCCGCGCAGAAAGACACCAAAAAGACCAAGCUUUUGCUCGGUGACGACGAACCAGACGAUUCGAACACGCAACAAGAGAUUACGGGAUGGGACGCAGCAGAGGGCGGCGCGGUCGAUGCCAACGGGAAAAAAGAGAAGGAAGGACCGCGCAUCAUUCCAGCUUUACCCAACCGCGAUUGGCGCGCAGAGGCACGGCGGAAACAACUUGCGAAAGCACCCCAUCAGCAAGCGCAGAAUGCCACGAUCGAUGAGAGCAAGAUGGAAGAACCGAAGGUGCAAUAUGGCCUUACAAUAAUCAAGAAAGACGAAGCGCAAAAAGAUGGAGCUGAGGAAGCUGAAGCUGCGGAACCCAUGGAGGUGGAGCAGGACAAUCUUACGGAGGAGCAGCGGCUCGAGAGGAAAGCGCUCGACGCGCUGAUCAGCGGCAAGUCUACGGACAACGACCUCGUCAUUCCUGUACAGUCAGAAGAGGAUGCACUCUUGAACGACCUCAACAAUGCGCCCGACGCUCCCACCCUCGAAGCCUACGAAGCUACACCGAUUGAAGGCUUCGGCGCGGCUUUACUACGUGGUAUGGGCUGGAAGGAUGGAGAUGCAAUAGGCAAAAACGGCCCUGCUGCGAAACCGAAAGAAGUCAAACGGCGACCAGCGCUACUUGGCAUAGGCGCAAAAGAAGACGCUGCGAUAGGCGUUGAGCUAGGGGAAUGGGGUGGUGGCAAGGGUAAAGGGAAGAAGGUUGCGCAGAGCUAUAACCCUGUUACGCUGCGGAACAAGGUUACUGGUGAGAUGAUCACAGAAGAGGAGCUCAAGGCAAAACUGGAGGCCCAGAGCUUGAUCCCAGAUGACAAGCCCUCGAAAAGCAAGAGCAAAUACGACGACGACAGCGAAGAAGACGAGCGAAGGCGCGAGAAGCGGAAAGAAAAACGAGAUGACCGCGACCGCGACCGCCGACGAGACGAUGACUACGACAGCGAACGGAGGAAAGACAAAGACCGUCGAAGAGACAAGGACGACUACUACGACAGCGACCGCCGCCGAGACAAGCGGAGAGAACGAACCCGAGACGACGACUACGAUAGCGAACGCAGGCGCGAAAAGCGAAGAGAACGUAGUCGCAGCCCGGACGACCGAAAAGAAAAGCGCCGCGAUCGGUACCGCAGCAGGAGUCGAGACUCGAAACGGAAGAGCGAUAGGAGGGAUCGUAGUCGCAGUCGUGACUCAGAGGAUCGCAGGAAACGGAGGAGAGAUAGGGAGUAUGAGGAUGACGAGAGGUAUGAGAAGAGGCGUAGGGAUGACAAAUACUACAAGUAGAGUUUAGACAGGUUGGGCAUAACGGUAUCAGACAGUAUGAGACUGCAUGCAUCUGGCGUUUUCGAUCGGCAUCUCACGGGCAUAGCAUAGGCACGAAUGGGCAUCUUUAGUACAAUUGUUAAAGGCAAAGCUAAGAAGGCU